Molecule: messenger RNA, 1482 nt
Organism: Zingiber officinale
Lineage: Eukaryota; Viridiplantae; Streptophyta; Magnoliopsida; Zingiberales; Zingiberaceae
Product: zinc finger MYM-type protein 1-like
Exons: 3
Coding region: 1-1482 (493 amino acids)
Source: RefSeq, a predicted model, not a curated record
AUGGAAAUUGAUUAUCGCACUCGUUUAACAACAAUGUUGGAUGUGACACGCUUUUUAUUGAAGCAGGGGUUACCUUUUCGAGGACACGAUGAGUCAACUAGUUCUUCAAAUAGAGGUAAUUUUCUUGAGUUGCUUGAAUGGUAUAGUCAACGAAAUGAAGAGGUUUCUAAAGUUAUAAAACAAAAUGCUCCUGCAAACAAUCAAUUAACUUCCCCAAAAAUUCAAAAGGAUUUAACACGUGCUUGUGCUUCAGAGAUCACACUUGCUAUAAUCAAUGAUAUUGGAGAUAAAUUCUUUUCUUUGAUGGUUGAUGAGGCUCGGGACAGUUCAGUGAAGGAGCAUAUGGGAGUUGUUUUGAUGUAUGUGAAUAAAGAAGGAUAUGUGAUUGAACGAUUUCUUGCGGUUGUGCAUGUGCCUGACACUGGUUCUCAUUCUUUGAAAAUGACUAUUGAUACUUUAUUUGUGCAACAUGGUUUAUCAUUAUCUAGAUUGAGAGGUCAAGGAUAUGAUGGAGCUUCAAAUAUGCGUGGCGAGUUUAAUGGAUUGAAAUCCCUGAUACUACAAGAAAAUCCAUUUGCAAUGUAUGUUCAUUGUUUCUCUCAUAAGCUCCAAUUAGUUCUUGUUGCUGUUGCCCAUGACAAUUUUAAUGUGAGUGAAUUUUUUGGGUAUAUAACCAUGAUUGUGAAUAUAUCUGGAGCAUCUUUGAUAGAAGUGUUAGGAAAUAUACAUGAUGAUGCCUCUUAUUCUGCGAAUAAAGGUGUUGCCGCAGGUUUAAUUGAGAAGAUGGAGAGUUAUCAAUUUAUUUUUGUGUUACAUUUGAUGAAGUAUAUAUUGGGAAUUACAAAUGAGUUAUCACUUUCCCUACAACAAGGGGAUCAAAAUAUUGUUCAAGCCAUGUCCUUGGUUAGAAGUGUGAAAUGUCGACUACAAGACUUCAGGGAAGAUGGAUGGCAGAUAAUUUUGGAACAAGUUAACACAUUUUGUGAAUUGAAUAUGAUUCCAAUACUUGAUAUGGAGGACAACAUGCUAACUCGUGGUCAUGGUAGGCGUAGAGGGCAACUCAUCACCAAUUUUCAUCAUUAUCGUGUGGAGAUUUUUUGUCAGGUUGUUGAUUUAAUUAUACAAAAGAUGAAUAAUCGGUUUUCAGAAGUUAGUACGGAUUUGCUUGGUUGCAUAUCAUGUUUUCAUCCAAGAAAUUCUUUCUCUCAAUUUGAUGUUCACAAACUCAUCCAUCUUGCUGAUUUUUAUCCCGAGGACUUCUGUGGUACUGAUUAUUUAUUUUUGGAACAACAACUUAUGAGUUACUUUUAUAAUCUGCGGGAUGAUCCUUACUUUUCUUCAAUUGAUGACUUGGGAAUUCUUGCUCAGAAAUUGGUUGAGACUGAAAAACAUUUGGUGUUCCCAUUGGUUUAUCGUAUGAUAGAGUUGGCAUUAGUUUACCAGUUGCAACUGCUUCGGUUGAACGAGUUUUUUCUGCAAUGA